CCAUCUCUUGUUCGAGGGAGACCAUGCCCUGCUCAGAACUGACGUGUACUUGUCUGCUGCUAGUGAAUCUACUCCUUGGAGCAGAUGGAUAUUGCCAGUACAAAUGGCGGCGAUGCUACUUCAACUCGAUAGAUUUGACUGAUAUGGUUUAUGUUGAGUCCCUCUUUUACAAUAAAAUGGAAUUCUUAGUGUUUAACAGCACUGUUGGUUGGUUUGUGGGCUAUUCAGCAUUAGGUAUGCGUUUAGCAAAAGCGUGGAAUCAUGAUAAAUUCUUCCUGCCAUUUGCGCGGAAUUCUGUUGACAGAGUCUGCAAACAAGCCAAUGAGGAGGCCCUCAAAAGCUAUGGAGGUGACAUAACAGAUACACCAAAACACACAGCUUUUGCAGCUGAGCCCAGAGUGGAGCUGAGUUUGGGGAAGCCUUUCACCGACAAUCACCCUGGCAUGCUGGUGUGCAGUGCGUAUGACUUCUUCCCAAAGAUGAUCCGUGUGACCUGGUACAGAGAUGGUCGGAAGGUGACCAGCGAUGUCUCGGCCACAGAGGAACUGGCGGAUGGAGACUGGUUCUAUCAGAUCCACUCCUACCUGGAGUUCACCCCCAAACCUGGAGAGAAGAUCACCUGCGUGGUGGAGCAUGCUAGCUUUAAAGAGCCCAGAGAGUUUGUCUGGGAGUCCACCAUGCCUGAGGGGGAGAGGAACAAGAUGGCCAUUGGAGCUGCUGGAAUGGUGCUGGGACUGGUGGUCUGUGCUGCUGGACUGCUCUACUACAGGAAAUCGUCUCAAGGGUGGACGAUGGUUCCUGUAACAGCCUCUACUUCGUGACCUUCUUCAUGUUCCUCUUUAUCCUCUGACGCAUCACAGGCCUCUUUACAGCUCAUUGUUCAGGAUUAUUUCAUCAUAAUUCUAAGGUUUCGUGUCUCUUAAAAAUGUACAAAUCAGUAAUAUAAUGAACAAAAUGUUAUCUAAAAAUUCCAACUAGAUGUGACCUACUGUAUGUAGUAAUCAAUGGCAUGUAAUGAGAUUAGUUUGAAGUAUGAUGGGCAACACAGGUUUUUGAUAAUGUAAUCCAUGUAGAUUUUGUGUUUUAUAAGUUAAAAUUAAAAAAAGAUGAUCUUG
Sardina pilchardus (European sardine) is the source of this 1115-nucleotide messenger RNA. Its product is annotated as rano class II histocompatibility antigen, A beta chain-like. Gene Ontology annotation, biological process: antigen processing and presentation; immune response. Lineage: Eukaryota; Metazoa; Chordata; Actinopteri; Clupeiformes; Clupeidae. Bases 24 to 821 code for a protein of 265 amino acids. The transcript has 5 exons. The record is from RefSeq and is a predicted model, not a curated record. Gene Ontology annotation, cellular component: MHC class II protein complex; membrane.